CUUUCUCAGGUUUCUGCUGAUCUUGCAGCGCCCAGAAAUGGACCGAGCGGGCCAGCCGCUGCACGCACCCUGCCCCACUCCGAGCUCCUGACCGCCCCGCGCGCGCCGCGCAGCCUCGGCGGGAGCCACUCCGGGGUGCGGGAAGCCGAGGGACCGCGAGCCAUGGAGAUCCAGGAGGCUCCAGCUCGCCCGCCUCCUUCGGGAUCGAAUCAAGGGCUCCCGUAGUGUUAGGAGGGGGCGAGAGUGCUGUUUAUCGUCAUUUGCUUCAGAGCUUCGGGAGAGGGUGGCGUUUUGCUUUUCCGCCCCGCAUCCUCCGGAACUCCCUGCACCCGAGAGGCCGGUGCCCCUAGGUUGCUGGCACCCGGUGAGAAUGGGGGUUGGGAACGGACAUUUCUGCCGUGGCUGCUCAGUCCAGCGACUGUCCCGCUGAACGGGCUCAGGGAGAGGGGGCGAGGGCGGUGUUUGCCCGGCGCGCUUCGGAUGCUCUGCGGCAGCGGCCGCGGCUCCCGCCCGGAUACUGCACAAGCGACCUGCCGCAUUCCGACGCGGGCCCUCCGCCGGUUCAGCACCGCCCCUGCGCCAAGACGGCCGGCCAGCGUCCAUCGAUCGCCCUGGUGGGAGCUUAGAAGGCGGCAGGCGAAGAGGGGUAGGAGGGGGGAGAGCCCAGGAGAAGCAGAGGGGGUGGCAGGCAGGGGACCUGCUGAGCUGGCUCUGCAUCCGGUCCUAGAAAGGCUCCAGAAGGGGAGGGGAGACCAGGGUGACCCCCGAAGCGAUGGCCCACUCUGCUAGAACGGCACUGCGUUAACGCACUUCGGAACAGGAGAUACCAGCUUUCAUCCCCCCCCCCACACCCCCACCCCAACCCUCGGCAAAAAGCUGCACCCUGAGCCGCAGGCGCGGGGGAUUCCAAACUGAGUCUAAGGCAGGGUGGAGGGGAAGGGGACCGGAGCCGAGGCGCCGAUCUCCAGACCAGCUUGCAUUGAAGCCUCUCGGCUGAGCGUGGGGGAGACACGCACUCCGGUGGGGGGGGCGCUUGGGUCCCCCCCACCCCUCCUCUCCGGCUCCUUCCCAUCCCGGGCUCUCUCCUGGUCUCUCGCCCCUGAGCUCGGCUACCACCAUGACGGUGAUGUCUGGGGAGAACGUGGAUGAGGCUUCGGCCGCCCCGGGUCACCCCCAGGAAGGCAGCUACCCCCGGCCCGCGGACCACGACGACCACGAGUGCUGCGAACGUGUGGUGAUCAACAUCUCCGGGCUGCGCUUCGAGACGCAGCUUAAGACCCUGGCUCAGUUCCCCAACACGCUGCUGGGCAAUCCUAAGAAACGCAUGCGCUACUUCGACCCCCUGAGGAACGAGUACUUCUUCGACCGCAACCGGCCCAGCUUCGACGCCAUCCUCUACUACUACCAGUCCGGGGGCCGCCUGCGCAGGCCGGUCAACGUGCCCCUGGACAUGUUCUCCGAGGAGAUCAAGUUUUACGAGCUGGGUGAGGAGGCCAUGGAGAAGUUCAGGGAGGACGAGGGCUUCAUCAAGGAGGAGGAGCGCCCCCUGCCCGAGAAGGAGUACCAGCGCCAGGUCUGGCUGCUCUUCGAGUACCCAGAGAGCUCGGGGCCUGCACGGGUCAUCGCCAUCGUCUCGGUCAUGGUCAUCCUCAUCUCCAUCGUCAUCUUUUGCCUGGAGACUCUCCCUGAGCUGAAGGAUGAGAAGGACUUCACGGGCACCGUGCAUCGCCUCGACAACACCACGGUCAUCUACAGCUCCAACAUCUUCACGGACCCCUUCUUCAUCGUGGAGACACUGUGCAUCAUCUGGUUCUCCUUUGAGCUGGUGGUGCGCUUCUUCGCCUGCCCCAGCAAGACGGACUUCUUCAAAAACAUCAUGAACUUCAUCGACAUCGUGGCCAUCAUCCCUUAUUUCAUCACCCUGGGCACUGAGAUAGCUGAGCAGGAGGGAAACCAGAAGGGUGAGCAGGCCACGUCGCUGGCCAUCCUCAGGGUCAUCCGGCUGGUAAGGGUGUUUAGAAUCUUCAAGCUCUCCCGCCACUCCAAGGGCCUCCAGAUCCUGGGCCAGACCCUCAAGGCUAGUAUGAGAGAGCUAGGGUUGCUCAUCUUUUUCCUCUUCAUCGGGGUCAUCCUGUUUUCUAGCGCAGUGUACUUUGCCGAGGCGGAAGAAGCUGAGUCGCACUUCUCCAGUAUCCCUGAUGCUUUCUGGUGGGCGGUGGUGUCCAUGACCACUGUAGGAUACGGUGACAUGUACCCUGUGACAAUUGGAGGCAAGAUCGUGGGCUCCUUGUGUGCCAUCGCUGGUGUGCUCACAAUUGCCCUGCCCGUACCUGUCAUUGUGUCCAAUUUCAACUAUUUCUACCACCGAGAAACUGAGGGGGAAGAGCAGGCUCAGCUGCUCCACGUUAGCUCCCCUAAUUUAGCCUCUGACAGUGACCUCAGUCGUCGCAGUUCCUCAACUAUCAGCAAAUCUGAGUACAUGGAGAUCGAAGAGGAUAUGAAUAAUAGCAUAGCCCAUUAUAGACAGGCCAAUAUCAGAACUGGCAAUUGCACCACAGCUAACCAAAACUGUGUUAAUAAGAGCAAGCUACUGACCGAUGUUUAAAAAGCCAAGCAAACAGGCAAAAAAGCCCCACUUAGCGGCCUGAAAGACUUCUAAAAGCUAAACAAACCCCCAGGUGACCCAGGUCACUCCUUUGUAGAUACCUUACUAAAUAGUGUGUGAAUGUUCUGUCAAUGCGUUGUUGCAUUGCAGAUGUUGGGGGUGGUGAACCAGAAGCUUUCAAGAUCCAUGAAAGAAAUAAACUAUUUUCAUUUCAUUUAAAAAAUGGGAAAAGGAAGUGUAUUUUCCAAAACUGGUUUAGAAACUUGCAGUCCAUGAGCUAGUCUAGGUAAAACGAGAUUCAUAUGCUCCCCUAUACCGAGAUUUUUUAAUCCUCUGGCUUCUUUAGCUUUUUCUCUCUUAGCUAAAAACAAGAUGAUCACUUAGCAAUGUGAAAUUAAAAUUUGCAUGGAACUCCAAUAUAAAAUUUUUGCGAAGUGCACAUCUAAGACAGUGCAUCUGAUGUAGUACAUGUAACAUGAUAUACUAGCGGAAACGGGCAAUGGACACAUGUUGUUUUUAUUUUGAUCAACUGAACUGUAUACUACACGGUGAAAAAAAAUCCCCAUGAAAUUACCUAAGACUGGUUCAUAAGGCACCUUAUACAUGUGAGACUGGUUCUGGUCUAUAGGGAUUUUCCCUUUACCCCAUUCCCCUUCUGAUUCAAACUAUUCUGAAGAAAAAAGUAACCAAAUGAACUGAAUUGAUUCAUCUGCAGUGCUGCUAAGUCCCUCAGCUGCAGGUGAGCCAGACACAGGUCUUUCUUCACCAGUCCUGCACCCUGACCCCUGGCCUCCAGAACUGGAUGUAAACCCUUAGCCUCCUUCUUGCAAGAGAGCACAAACGGAACUAAGUGUAAGCAUGUUUGACUCUGAUAAUAUUUAUGUUAUAAUCGCAUGCUGAGAACGUUAACUCAGACAAUAGGGGAUAAGCUUACUUUGAAUUGACUCUCCUAAAAAUAAGCCCCUUUUCAUUUCCAUUCACCAAAAGUGCACUCCUUCAUUUCCUAAAUCUUUCAUUGGUAAAUAAAGUACUGUAUUUAAGUGCAUAUGUUAGUCAGAUGGGAACAAUAACUUUUUGGAGUUCAAAGCAUGUUCUCUUAUUCAGCAUUAUGGCCUAUUUGAUUAAGGUGUACCUUAAAUUAAUUAAUGCAUGAUUUCAGUUAAAAAUUAAAAAAAUAUCAAAGAUUACAAGUUUGUGGGUAAAGGUCCCAAAAGAAAUAAAGGGGGGUGGGGGUUGGGAGGCACUCAGUCAAUUUUUCUGCCUUUGCUCAGGGAAAUGUCAGGCUUCUGUGCAGGUUUAGGCAGAGAGAGGACCAAUUUGCCCAUCCCUUAAAGGGAAGCUAUGUGGAAUAUUAAGUCAUCAAGGUAUAUAGAGCAACACCUAUGAACAAGUAUUCUUUCUAGCUGAAAAAUGAACCCAAGUGAAACAAACAAACAGAAACAAAGGUGCAUGUUUUCUGGUGCAUUCUCAGAAUGUGAAUGAAAAUGCUUAUCUCUUGUAUGCAUCCAGAGCAGAGAUGAUUUCUUUUAGCAGUCAUGAUUUGAAGUCUGUAGAGACUUCGGCCCUCCCCUUGAGGCUCCCUGAAGGAACUCAACCAAUUGAUUUAAUAGUUGCUUAGUGCCUUUAUCCUGUACCCACAGUGAACUGCGGGAAGUGCCUCCAUUAACACAGCUGAGAAGUUAGGUAACAAAAAGAGGAAGGGCUGGGGCACAGGUGUUUUGCUUUGUCUUUUCCCCACCCUCGCUUUCUCACUUCACCACUGUGCGAAGACCACACCAUCCGGAACCACUGAGAGGAGACAUCAGGGAAGGUGCUGCCUUCUGGCUAUCCAAUAGACUCCGUCCCUUUGGCAGCCUGAUGUGCCAUGUGACCUGGGGGCCUGAGACUCAUCUUUGAACUGGAAUGAACUGCGAAUUUGUGUUAUCCUUCUCCACCAGAAGCCAACGUAGACUUUCUGGGAAUUUGCGUCCUCUUGAGGGCCGCGCUGGACGUGCAAGUCUUCCUCAGGGCUAGGGUAGUGUUCUUUGCAAAGUUCCUCCUCCCUCCUCAGUUAGCAACAGCCCUUCGCAAACCUCUGAUAGUCUGAUCUUUCCAGGCUUCGUGGUGGACGCGGGAACACUCAGUUCAUGAUAACCUUUCCUAGGCCUUCCCUCCUGGCCCACUCCCCUCAGGUAUUUCCUGUGAUGCUCCUAAGAUCUUCUCACCUGGCAGUCACUUCAUAGGCUGAGCGUCUAAUUUCUGCUGCCCCAGUCACCCAACCCAGAGAAUGGUGGGGACCCUGUACCUAGCUGAAAGAGAGCCAUGUUAACACAGGCCUCGGGGGCCCAGCAAGUGUGCACCAGUGGAGAGGCACUCAAAGCCUUUUUAAGGACACCAGGGUGGGGAACCUUCCUUCUGCACUUAGCGUUGGCUGCCUGCUGCUGACCACCUCACCUUCCUGCCCUGCUCCUUCUGGAAGUCUUCCCUGUUACUUCUACCCCUUCCCCCACCCUAUCCUAGAACUAGCGGUGAGACAAUAAACCAGGAAACCAGAGUAACACCCAGGCUGGCUGACCCAACUGAAAGAAAGAACAUGGAUAUUUUAUUUUCCUGUGCGGCUUCUGUGAAUCUGUAAGACUAAGGUGACAUCAAGGAAGACAAGGGGCCAAAGACUGCAGAGAAUCCGACCACAGGGGUUAAACCCUCCCCUGUGAUGUUUCCUUCUCUUUCUACCCUUGACUCAUCCUGGCUAUUUCUCUCCUACCUGCUUAAAAGUCCCUGGUUGGAAAAAAAAUGCCAACCUUCCCCAGAUUUCUGGGGAUAUCUUGAUCUUUUCUUUAGACUUUGAGAUCUAGGACACACAGAACUUGAAACGCUGCUCUGUCAACAGCAAUAAUCCACUCAGUACUGUGGGACAGUCGGGCCAGAGGAUGAGAACACAGGGCCAAGGCUGCCAAGACUGACUUUGGCUACCUGGUAUACCUCUCGUACUUAUGUGCUGAACUGGUGAUUCCUCUGCACAUGUUACAGGAAAAGGGCUGCAUGCAGUGACCCUGUCAGCCUGGGACUGGUCUCUAUGACCUUGGGUGGUAUGGGGAAACGAGUGCUGCUUAUCCUUCUGUAGCUCAUUGCAACCAGCUCGGUGAGAACGGAGUACAGGGAUGAUCUGUGUAGCAUAGGCAUGUGGAGUCUGAUGAAGCUCUUAACCCGCGCACUGUAAUGUGCUAAAAUGUUUUUGUAGACCUGAAGGUGCACUUAACAAAACUGCCUAUUAAGGAAUGACUGUCUUUUGGGUUACCUUCAUUUAUUUUAUCAGGCUUUUUACCUUUUGCCCCCUCCCUGGGUCUUGAGCUUUAACAGCUCGUGUCCUGAGUACUUGUUUUUUCCAGGUGGAGAAGCCUGGAUGAGCUGAGAGUCACAGAGCAGCCGUUCCCGUGCACUGUGGCCCUAGUUCAAUAGGGUGGCCAUGGGAGGGUCGGGCCACACCCCAGAAUCUCUGAAGUGGCUAACUCACCUCAAGUGAUCUGAAUUAGAGAGACCAAAGACAUUCAUUUCCUCUGUCCUCAGAUUUUUAGAAGACAGAUUGCAGCCAGGAAAGGUUUUGUGCUUGCAUCUCUUCUUCCCCAUCUGUGCCCAACCCUUGCUUGCUCCCCCGUGAGAGUUGAGUUCUGAUUAUCAGUUGAUACCAUUCAUUGGGACUGUGUUAGUGAGUUAGCCCAGCAAAAUCCAAUGAGCCAAGCAAAUUCUUCUCCUGGAAUAUGGCUGAUGGACAAUCAUUUCUCUAAAAUGAAAUUGUACAGUAGGUGUGGGGUCCCUUGUGAAGCUGAAGCACAGCCAAAACACACAAGCUUGACUCACUUGAGAAUUAAAAACAAAACAGAAUAUGUAAAUAGUAAGUGAGGAAUGGGUUUGUUUAAGUAGAAAUUUGGUUUCAUCCUCAAAGGGCAUUCUUCACAUUGUAUAGAGUUAACAGAUUUUUCAAAUUAGUUAACAUCUGAAGAGUCAGUAAAAGUAGUUUCCUAAUCCUCCCCUUUAAUUUAGGAGACCCCAAAACACAUGUUUUUUAAAACAACUUUGGAAUCGAAUUCCUCAUUUGAAAUAGAGCGAAUAGGAGAAAGAGAACAAUCAGCAGAAAGCGAGUCCCCCUUUUCUUCCAGGAACGACUCAUUUCUGGGAGUGGUGAGAAUUAGUGGGUGGUAACCAUCCAUAGGAUAAAAUUGUUAGAAAGAAUAUAAACUGCCAAACAGCCAUUUUAUCUUCCCACUUUUUCAAGUAAGGAUGAAGCCUUUUGAUAUUUAUGUUCAUUUCAAGAAGACAAACUAAAUUUUUUAAACCAGACAACUCAAGUUGACCUAUGAUCUCAGGAGAUCGUCUCCCAUCCACUAUGCGGUGUAUUAGUGCUUGUGUUUAUAUCAUGGAAUUUCAGGGUAUAUGCUAAUGUGUUCAGCAUGACUCAGGUAAACCUUAGAAGAAUGUACAUUGCUUAUCAUUUUUGUAAAAAAGUGAACAGGAGCUGAGUAGUUAACCAAAACUCUUCCCUUACAUUGGGUUCCUGUGUGAACUCAUUCAGGGUGUACAGGUCUAAGGUUUAGAAAUCUUGGGAUCAAGCACCAGUCUCUUUGCUCAGGCAAAAUGACCAUGGGCUUUCUUCAGAAGGCCAGUGUGUGUGUAAGGGGCUGAGGUCCUGCUGACCUCAGAACUAUUAGCUUUAGGGAGAUUAGCUCUAGUCACAGUGAUUUUCAUUUAGGAACUAACAACAAGUUUACUUUUUAUGACGUGAGACUUCAAAGAGUACAGAAGAGCUUUGUACCAUAACCAGAGAGGAAGAAAUGGUGUAAGGAAAGUAAACCAAACAAAACACAAAAUCCCUUGCAGAAUAUUCCAGGUGAACAGUUGUCUCCUCUCCAAAACUUAAAGAAACACCUUCUCUUCAGCACACUGUUUGGGAGCCAUUUAUGUGGCAGCUGUAAGUCGACAGCAUGGACUCUAAGUGACAUACCUCUAAUAGUAAAGUAUUACCGAGGUUAAAAAUAAAAAUUGACUAGUAUUAGUUUGAAGUGCACCAUCAGGACAACAAACCAUUUAAGCUGGAAAAGCACUAUUUUAUUUCUUGAGUUUGCCAGUUGCUUACACCUUGACUUAAGGACGUGUUGUCUCAUUUUCUCCUACUGUGCAUUCCCCGCCCUGAUGUUUACUGUGUCAGGUAGAGGACAUUGAAUGUUAUGAAUCAAGAACCUAAUUGAAGCGCAUAGUUUUCAUCUAUGCAAUUUUCCUUGCUUCUGUCACUAUAUGGUCUGUUCAUACUUGGCAUCAAUUAAAGAUAAUUUUUAAGGAUCUUAUCAAGGAAUACCGAUUUGUUAUUUGUCUCUUGUUCAACUGGUCUCCAGGGAGCCUUUCCUGCAGGGUCUCAUUAAGUAACAUGAUGAAGCCAAGAUAAAAAUCAUGAAGGAACCUUGUUUUCUUUGAAACUUGUGGACUGUUUCUUCUGUACAAGGAAAUACACUGGGAUUGAAUUUUGAUAACAAAUUCACAUUUUGGUCUCAGGUAGAAUCCCAAGGAGAGGCCUUUGAAGUUGGGCUUAGGAAGGCAGUGGGGACCAAUUUUUACCUUUGAAAGGGGAAAAGGAAAUGAGACCCCAGG
Manis pentadactyla (Chinese pangolin) is the source of this 8224-nucleotide messenger RNA. It is a transcript of the gene KCNA1, whose product is annotated as potassium voltage-gated channel subfamily A member 1. Gene Ontology annotation, cellular component: dendrite; membrane; paranode region of axon. The transcript has 2 exons. Gene Ontology annotation, biological process: potassium ion transmembrane transport; protein homooligomerization. Gene Ontology annotation, molecular function: delayed rectifier potassium channel activity; protein binding. The coding region runs from base 1118 to 2605 and encodes 495 amino acids. NCBI's taxonomy places the organism in Eukaryota, Metazoa, Chordata, Mammalia, Pholidota, Manidae. The record is from RefSeq and is a predicted model, not a curated record.